This is a messenger RNA of Manduca sexta (tobacco hornworm), 1502 nucleotides long. It is a transcript of the gene Elav, whose product is annotated as ELAV-like protein 2. Bases 40 to 945 code for a protein of 301 amino acids. Gene Ontology annotation, molecular function: RNA binding. Lineage: Eukaryota; Metazoa; Arthropoda; Insecta; Lepidoptera; Sphingidae. Gene Ontology annotation, cellular component: ribonucleoprotein complex. The transcript has a single exon. The record is from RefSeq and is a predicted model, not a curated record.
CAUUAUGGUAAAAUGUCAUUCACCGACAACAAUUAAAAAAUGUCGGAAUCGUGUCAAGACGGUAAUUGUCACGGAAAUAAUGAAUUUGGACCAGAAGAAUCACCCACCAAACUUAUUGUCAAUUACAUUCCCGAAGUCAUGACCCAGGAUAUGAUGUUCUCGCUAUUUUCGACAAUGGGCAAAUUGGAAAGUUGUAAACUGAUAGCAAACCGAGGCUAUGGGUUCGUCGAGUACACACGUCCCGAGGAUGCUGUAAAGGCCCGCAAGGCUUUCAACGGUCUUCUGAUGCAAAACAAGACUUUAAAAGUGUCCCAUGCACUUUUAAAUCCAGAAGCAAAACCCCCGUCGAAGCCAGAAGCCGACUGGAAUCUUUACAUUUGUAACCUGCCUAACGAAUUGACCUUGCAAGAUUUACAUGGACUGUUUGCACAAUUCGGUAAAAUAGUUAAUUCUCGCAUAGCAGCGGGUAUCGCCUUCGUGUUAUAUGAACAUCAAUAUGAAGCGGAGAGAGCCAUACAAAAUAUAAAUGGCACUACACCACCUGGCUUUUUACACCCUUUAACAGUUAAGUAUGCUAAUAAAAGUAAUCCUAAUAAGCAUAAAAAUAAUAAUAAUAACUUUUCUAAGAAUCCAUUAGUGAGGCCUUAUCAUUGGAUCAACCAUAUGAGUGGUAUGGGUGAUCAUAACUCGCCAAGCACAUGGUCUAUUUAUAUUUAUAAUAUUGCCCCAGAAGUUGAAGAGUUAACUUUGUGGCAGCUAUUUGGUCCAUAUGGUGCUAUUGUAUCAGUUAAGAUUAUUAAAGAUCAUCAAACUAAUAAAAGUAAAGGUUUUGGUUUUGUCACAAUGAGGAACUAUGAUCAGGCAGCUAUGGCGAUACAGGCAUUAAAUGGCUAUGUUGUGCAUGGGCAACCUCUGUCUGUUAGUUUUAAAACCCAAAAGAGAUAAUGCUUAAACAAGACUUGUAAUAAAAUAUCAAUACAGUAAUAAACAAAUAGACAAGGAUACCUUAUGAUCGGCAUCAUCGGAAAUAUGUACCACAUCGAAUAGUUCCAAAUUUAAUCCCAUAUAUGCCUUAACUAUGUGUGAAGUCGGUUGACACUUGUUGAAAAUUAUUAUAUUACUUUGAGCUAUCGACAUUGUUAAGUUUGUUUAUGAAUAAUAAUUUAUUCAGUUUGCUCGUUAAAUGUUUCAAGUUUACUAGAAGUUAAAGAUUUGUAUUGAAUAUGAUUGUUGUUUGGAAGUUCAAUGUCAGUUGUGAGCUGUAUGCUUUCAUUAUUUUUAUCUAUUAUUUAAGUAUAAUAAACCAUUUUAAAGAAAGUGCUUUUACAAGAUCUUACUAAUUGAUAAGCCACAUUGAGAUGUUUAAUCUGCUACUAGUUUUAGUUGUACACUUUUUAUAACAUGAUGUCUAUUUAGGUAGUGAAAACGAAAUCUAGAUUAUAUCAUAUUUAUACAUUUAGUAUAAAAAUUUGCUGAAUUAAAGUUCAUUUUCACAAUUUUAA